Fomitiporia mediterranea MF3/22 is the source of this 2748-nucleotide messenger RNA. RefSeq names its product WD40 repeat-like protein. Gene Ontology annotation, molecular function: nucleosome binding; protein binding. The coding region runs from base 1 to 2748 and encodes 915 amino acids. NCBI's taxonomy places the organism in Eukaryota, Fungi, Basidiomycota, Agaricomycetes, Hymenochaetales, Hymenochaetaceae. The transcript has 8 exons. Gene Ontology annotation, biological process: regulation of DNA-templated transcription; DNA-templated transcription; chromatin remodeling. The record is from RefSeq and is a predicted model, not a curated record. Gene Ontology annotation, cellular component: nucleus; HIR complex.
AUGCGGUUUACGAAGCCAUCGUGGGUAAUGCACCAAGACGGAACGCGUAAUGAGAACGCCAAACGUCUCUCGAUGUUCUCCGUGCACGUCCAUCCUGACGGCUCGCGAAUCGCUACAGGUGGUCUCGAUGCGAAGAUUCGCAUAUGGUCUACGAAACCGAUCUUGAACGCUGCGGCGGAUGCUACCAAUAAACCUCCAAAGUCGUUGUGCACGCUGACAAUGCAUACGGGUCCGGUGCUUACUGUUAGAUGGGCACAUUCAGGUCGAUGGCUGGCGAGUGGAAGUGAUGACGAGAUUAUUAUGAUUUGGGAUCUUGAUCCGACAGGUUCGGGAAAGGUCUGGGGUUUGGACGAGGUGAAUGUUGAAGGCUGGAAACCGUUGAAACGAUUACCGGGCCAUGAAAGUGAUGUAACGGACCUCGCGUGGUCCCCUGAAGAUCGGUAUCUAGCUUCCACCGGCCUGGACUCGAAAGUAAUGAUCUGGUGUGGCUACACCCUGGAACGCCUCUUCAAACUCGAUAUGCACCAGGGUUUCGUAAAGGGUGUAUGUUGGGAUCCCGUUGGUGAGUUCCUUGCGACACAGUCGGACGAUCGUACUGUUCGGAUAUGGCGCACGACGGAUUGGGGUUUGGAAGCAACCGUAACGCGACCGUUCGAGCAUUCACCAGGGAGCACGUUCUUUCGACGGCUAAGCUGGUCUCCUGAUGGCGCACAUAUUACUGCGUCCAAUGCGAUGAACAAUAACGGAUAUGUCUUCACUGCUGCGGUCAUCUCCCGCAACACUUGGACGUCUGACAUUUCCUUAGUUGGACACGAGAAUACUGUCGAGGUCGCAUGCUAUAACCCGCACAUUUUCCUCCGAGAUCCUCAAAAGCCCGUUGUUACAAAUAAUAUAUGCUCUGUCGUUGCACUUGGUGCGGAUGAUCGUUCCGUCAGUGUUUGGCAAACGAAGAGCGCGCGCCCGCUCAUUGUUGCAAAAGAGGUCUUUGAGCGUCAAAUAAUGGAUCUCAGUUGGUCAGUCGACGGAUUGGCACUCUACGCCGUGUCAAGCGAUGGCACACUUGCUGCCUUUGCCUUCGACCGGAACGAGCUGGAAGGAAUUGCACCACCAGCAGCACAACGGCAGUAUCUCAGUAAAUUCGGCUUCUCCCUCCCGCCCCUCCCACCUAGCUUUGCUCACGCAGAGCACAAUAUUCAUAUGAAUGGACACACUAGCGGACGCUCAACCCCUCCACUUACACCACCCGCUGCACAUCAGAAUGGCUUCGGGCACGUGUCGUCUACUCGACCUGGCGAACAAGUAACGACGCUUGUUGCGCGUCGUGGACCCAAGGGUCGCGAUCGUGCGCAGAGGCGCAUUCAGCCAACUUUUGUUGGCUCACUUGGAGGAGCGGGGAACGUACCCUCGGCUUCAACCGUUCCUCCCACGCAGAUUUCCGCUCCACCGUCAUCCAUAAGUAUCAACACAAAUGCAAACGUGCCGGCAAUGAGUUACCUUCCUCCACCUCCUAUUUCCUCAUCUGUGUCAUCCACUGGGUUUGGUUAUACCAAUGGUUUUGAUGGAAUGGACGUGGAAGGUGGCGGACCUGACUUCGGCGGAGGUGUGGAUAUGACAGUCCCGAUCAGUGCACUCGAUACACGUGGUGGACGCCGCAGCCGAGGGGAUACGAUCACGGUUUCGUACGGUGAUGAUAAUGGGAAACAGCCCAAAGCCCGCACAUUAGGUGGCGAUCGCCUUAGAGACACGAGUGAGAGAGAAGCCCGUGAGAUUAGGCGUAGUGAUGCCCUGGGCUUGCGAAAUAUUGGCGGCCCGUCGACAGGUAGCCUUGUACGGGAAACUGUUUUGUCGACACCGGGUUUAAAGACGUUCCUCUCUGAGCGUGUCGCGGAAACGGGAGACGUCCUUGAAGCUCGGAACUCCGAAGAUGGAAAACCAACUGAGAUAACGUUCUUCACCUCGAAGGAGAAGACGGUGCAAUGGUUGGACUAUCUGCCUUCACCGGUCCUAUGUGUUUGUGCUUCAAACAGAAUCUGCGCUGCCGCAAUGGAGGACGGAGCGGUCAACGUUUAUUCAUUGACUGGACGACGAAUUAUGCCCACACUUAUGCUUGGUUCGCCUGUGGCAUUCUUGGAUGCAGCAAAAUAUUAUCUCAUGGCUAUCACGGCGUCGGGCCAAGUCUACGUUUGGAACGCGAAGUUGUCUUCCGCAUUACAUCCUCCAACAUCUCUCCUCCCAUUCCUUUCGACGAGUCCUCCAACAACAGAUUAUCCCAAUGGUUUAUUGCCUACCGUCCUUUCUGCGUCAAUCCGACCGAACGGUGCACCCGUCGUGUAUCUUAGCACAGGAACUUCAUUAAGCUAUGACUCCGCACUCCUUACAUGGGUACGAAUCGGUGAGAGCUGGUGGGCGAGCGGAUCAUCCGCAUGGAAAGGUCGCCAACGCACAUCUAUGUCUCUAACCCCUGGUGGAGCAGGCAAUGGGAUUGUUGCAUCCAUCGAGGCUCGUGUCGCAGAGCAUAUGUCAAACAAUGGAUCACCAUCAGAUGCAGAGAAGCCACGACCGACUUGGUGGACCGCAGCGAUGACUCUUGGACACCUCGAGAGCCGGAUGCAUGCCGCUCGUGUGCUCGGGAGUGCGCCAGAAUACAAACAAGCAUUGUUGUUGUAUGCGAAGACGAUUGCGGAUGAAGGUUUCCGAGGAAAAGCGGAGGAAGUGCUGAAAGAACUCUAUGGUCCUGUUUAUUGGUGA